AUGGAUGAAACGGAAUGGACGCGUGGAGAAGAAGCUUUCGGUGCUAUUGCCUCUGCAGCAAAUAUCUAUCUUGCAGAAGUGCAGCGAGUUGGUUUUGAUGGAUCAGAUGCGUAUGAGGAGUGGGAGGGUUGGGAUCUCGUUCUCAAGGAUUGUGUUCAGCUCCACUAUCAAGAAGUCUCCGAACGAAACGAGUUGAAGCCAGCGUGGACAGAUCAGGCCGGAGGAUUCUCUCCUCUUUUCAAGGCGAUGGUUCUCAAGUCGAUGAUGCCAUUCCUGAAGUCUGAGCUCAUAGCGGCAUUUGGCGGAGAGGAUGAGGGAUUCAAGUUGGAUGUGCAGCCAUGUGCGGUUACCUUUGCGGGCGUGAUAUCUUGA
Molecule: messenger RNA, 372 nt
Organism: Letharia columbiana
Lineage: Eukaryota; Fungi; Ascomycota; Lecanoromycetes; Lecanorales; Parmeliaceae
Exons: 1
Coding region: 1-372 (123 amino acids)
Source: RefSeq, a predicted model, not a curated record